Molecule: messenger RNA, 3786 nt
Organism: Marmota monax (woodchuck)
Lineage: Eukaryota; Metazoa; Chordata; Mammalia; Rodentia; Sciuridae
Gene: Atoh8
Product: atonal bHLH transcription factor 8
Exons: 4
Coding region: 104-1297 (397 amino acids)
Molecular function (GO): DNA-binding transcription factor activity; protein dimerization activity
Source: RefSeq, a predicted model, not a curated record
GCGGCCCGGAGCGGCGCCGGGCAGAGCCGCGCGGCGUGCAGGCGAGCGCAGCGGGCGCGCGUCCCGGGCACCCCACGCCGCUGUCUCGCUCGCUGUCCGCACCAUGAAGCACAUCCCGGUCCUCGAGGACGGGCCGUGGAAGACAGUGUGCGUGAAGGAGCUGAACGGCCUCAAGAAGCUGAAGCGGAAAGGCAAGGAGCCGGCGCGGCGCGCGAAUGGCUGUAAAACUUUCCGAUUGGACUUGGAAGCUCCCGAGCCUCGCGCCGCCGCCACCCUCGGGCUUCGGGACAGGACCCAGAGGCUACAGCCCGUCCCGGUCUCUGCCCCGGUGCCAGCCCCAGUGGCGCCGGCUGUUCCCCCAGGUGGGGGCGCGGAUACUGGAGGGGACCGCGGGGGCGCCCGAGCGCCGGAGGUCUCUGACGCGCGGAAACGCGGCUUCGCUCUGGGCGCAGUGGGGCCGGGACUCCCCACGCCGCCGCCGCCUCCAGCACCCCAGGGCCAGGCACUUGGGGGUCCCGAGGCACAGCCUUUUCGGGAGCCCGGCCUGCGUCCCCGCAUCUUGUUGUGCGCACCUCCUGCGCGCCCGGCACUGUCUGCACCCCCAGCGCCCCCAGUGCCCUCGGCGCCCGCGGACUCCUCGGUGCGUCCUGCGCCCCCCACGCGCCCGGGGGAAAGUUCCUACUCGACAAUUUCACACGUAAUUUACAAUAACCACCCAGAUUCUUCUGCGUCGCCUAGGAAACGGCCGGGCGAAGCGACCGCCGCCUCCUCGGAGAUCAAAGCCCUGCAGCAGACCCGGAGGCUCCUGGCGAACGCCCGGGAGCGGACGCGGGUGCACACCAUCAGCGCAGCCUUCGAAGCGCUCAGGAAGCAGGUGCCGUGCUACUCCUAUGGGCAGAAGCUGUCCAAGCUGGCCAUCCUGAGGAUCGCCUGUAACUACAUCCUGUCCUUGGCCCGCCUGGCAGACCUCGACUACAGUGCUGACCACAGCAACCUCAGCUUCUCCGAGUGUGUGCAGCGCUGCACCCGCACCCUGCAGGCCGAGGGACGUGCCAAGAAGCGCAAGGGAUGUUGGGAAUGCUCGCCUGCGGCCACGUUGCAGAUGAGGCCCGCCUUCCCGCGUGCGGGGUGUCUGGCAGGAGGGGGCCAGUGCACACGCUCCCUCCACCCUCCGGCCUUGGCCCUGCUGCCCUUGGGUCCCAGCGGGAUCUCUUCCCCUCUGUCUCCUCGCCUCCCCAACCCUGGUUUGGGGGCUGGAGCUGCACCAGGCCUGAGGUCCUCCUGCCUCCUGGAGUGACUGGCUGCAGACCAGCUGGGACACCGUGGUGGCCUCUUCCAAGAGUGAGGAGAAGGUGGACACACGAAGCCAACCUCGUCCCUCUGCAGGAUGCUCUGGGUCGGCCCCCACGCCCCUCAGGGCUGUCCAGGCUGGGCAGCCUGCCCCGCCCUCCUGCCCUCUGCCUGGCGGUCACAGUGCACUUUGCCCUCUGCCUGUGGGAGGCCCAGUCUUCCUCCCGCUCAGGUCUGGAAGCUCUUCAGCUGCAGAAGUUCAUUGCCAAAGAUUCAACAGAGACACCGAGCACAAGGGGCUGAAGCCCAGCAGCCAAAGGCCACAUUGUGGCUCUGUGGACUUCGUCCCUCCUGUUGCCAGAGUCCACCUGUCUCAAGCCAAAGAUGAGCCAGCAAUUCCACCGGGAGCCUGAGAAACAGAGGGACAGGGUGACCCUCGAGAGCACUUGGCCCACAGAGCCAGUGCGGUCCACACAGGGCCCUGGGCUGGCGAGUUCAGGAGAAGCCUUCUUGGGCCUGGGAGGGAGGCAGGGAAGGGGCCAAGGUCCCUUCCCUUGCUGCCCCACCCUGGCCACCCAGACUCUGGCCCUGAGGAGUGGCUGGGGAGAGGUGGCAUGCUCUAGCCGGGCACUAGCCCAAGGCCACCUGCCCAGGGGACAUGCACGCUGGUGGCCCUGCCAUCUCCCCAGGCUUCCUUGAUGCAACGAGUGGCGGCCUGCAGAGGCCGGUGGUCUGUGGCAGGCCAGGUGGGAGGGGGAGGACGACGGGACCAGGCGAUGGCCGCGUAGGGAGGGUACCUAGGCCGGGGCCAGCACCCUCUUAAGCUCACAGGCCAAAGCUGCUCACAUGUGUUCAACCAUCUGCUUCAAAUUGAAGUAAAAGCCCGACAUGUAAAGCACACUCCUGCUGUGCUCAGCGGAUUCUGUGGCUGGGAAGCUGGGGACAAGGUGGCCUCAUCUGAAGGUGGAGGGCCCGAGGGUGGGGAGCAUGAGGGCAGAGGAUCCACGUGGCCUUGGCCAGGAGUGUCAGGAGGGCAGGAUGCCUGACCCGGGUGAGGAGCCCCACGCUUUUGCCUUGCAACCUUCAGAGGGUCCUUUGCUAGAGACUGAGCCCAGGAGACCAGCCAAUCCGUGACAGGGCCCGUCCUCAGAUCAGGAUGGCCUCACUUAGGACCCUGUACUCGAAAACCGUUCCUGGUCCUAUUGCCAGGCCCAGUCCACCCUCCUUGGGUGGCCUGAGACCAGACAGUGAAAGCCCACCGCAAGGAGGGAACCGAGGUGCGAUAUAGGAAAGGACUGCCCAGGGGAGGUGGGGCCAGGGGCAGUGGCAUGCAGCCACGCUGGCUGACCCUCACUGAAGUCCAGCUACUCCCUGGGCCUCCAGGGGCAUUUCCAGUUGGCUGAGGACUUGGCCUCAGCAUCUGUUGUGUGUGUGUGCACGUCUGCUCUGGGCCAUCAGGCACAGGCCAUGGGGUCGAGGGCCGUCUCUGGAGCCCACAGGGCCUCUGUGGGUGUGUCCACGAGCAGCCCACCUGUGCACACAGCAGCCUCCUGCCCCCAACCCCAAGGCCAGGAAGGAGCGCCUUGGGAGUGAGCUGCCCCUGAAAGCCAGCUUCACAGCCCCCAAUGCUGGGCUGCCCUGGGCUGCUUCUCACCUUGGGCCUUGGGAGGACCUAGAGAGAGGGCUGCGUCCUGGAGCAGGUGGCUGCCUCCGGGUGCUCUGUGCCUGUAUCUUGCCACCCCCUGUGUCCCAGUCUUACCCAGGUGACUCCACUCUCACUGUUUGCCCUCCCCCAGGCCGGGGGGGUUACUCCUGGGUGAGUCCCAGGGGCCACAGGGCUCUGCAGGGAGCUGUAGCCACUCACGGCCCUUCUUGCCCCAGGGCUGGGCUGGUCCUGGGCAGACUCCAGUCAGGUGACUGCAGUGGUCAGCCACACUUACCUGCCAGGGGCUGGACAAAGGCUCCACUGGUCUCCCUCCUCCUAGGCAGCUUCCUGACCACAGAGGGCCAUUGCCAGCAGCCAGGUGACACGCAGCCUGGUCUCUCAGAGCCAGACCCAGGGGACUGUCCCCAGGUCCUCGCCCAUGCCCACAUCCUGAUGCCUUCUGCAGCCUGGCCCCAGGGAGGCACAGAGGGCCCUGCCCAGUGCCCUGCAGGUCUCACCCUCCUCUGGGUCCCCCUGCUGGUCCCUGGGAACCAACAGACUGCCUCCCCUGAGCCAGCCUCCCCAGGGAACCCCGAUGGGUAAGUACUGACUUUCAGAGACCCAUGGACGCGGGUCUGAUCCCGGAUGUAGUAAGAAGUCCUAAGGGAAAAGAUGGGUCCAUGCAUCUCCAAGUUCUCGGAAGGACCUCGUGUCUGGUUUUGUCUGGGGACUGGGGCUGGAACUUGGACAAGACCACUGAGCUGCAUCCCCAGCCCUCCAGCGGACCUUGGGAAGCGGCUUGGGUUUUUGCUCUUGGAUGGUGAAUUAAAGGAUGGAAACUACGGAGCUCA